Rana temporaria (common frog) is the source of this 5778-nucleotide messenger RNA. It is a transcript of the gene CCDC30, whose product is annotated as coiled-coil domain containing 30. The record is from RefSeq and is a predicted model, not a curated record. Bases 2178 to 5546 code for a protein of 1122 amino acids. The transcript is spliced from 25 exons. NCBI's taxonomy places the organism in Eukaryota, Metazoa, Chordata, Amphibia, Anura, Ranidae.
AAGGAGGUGGAGGGGGGAGUUCUGGGUGGAUCGGAGGAUUUGUCCUGAUCUUCCAGGCUCUCUGCUACCUGUUGAUGUGCUGAGUGUAUGAGCAGGGGAUAGAGAAGGAGGACUGACACUGGAAAAAGGAGAUCAGGGACCCUGGAGGAGGACUGACACUGGAAAGGGGAGAUCAGGGACCCUGGAGGAGGACUGACACUGGAAAGGGGAGAUCAGGGACCCUGGAGGAGGACUGACACUGGAAAGAGGAGAUCAGGGACCCUGGAGGAGGACUGACACUGGAAAGGGGAGAUCAGGGAGCCUGGAGGAGGACUGAUACUGAAAAGGGGAGAUCAGGGAGCCUGGAGGAGGACUGACACUGGAAAGGGGAGAUCAGGGAGCCUGGAGGAGGACUGACACUGGAAAGGGGAGAUCAGGGAGCCUGGAGGAGGACUGAUACUGAAAAGGGGAGAUCAGGGAGCCUGGAGGAGGACUGAUACUGGAAAGAGGAGAUCAGGGAGCCUGGAGGAGGACUGACACUGGAAAGGGGAGAUCAGGGAGCCUGGAGGAGGACUGGCAACUCUGGAAGAGUCCUGGAGGCUGGUAGCAUGACUUGGGUCCAAGGGAUGAAGAUCUGAGGGGUGAGAGGGUCCUAGGGGGCUUUCCUGCACCUCAGAGACCUGACCCUGGGUUCGGUGUCCUUUGAUCGCGCUUCUCUUUUAUCUGGAGCUGGGCAGGACAGGUCAUUUUUUUGAUGGUGGGACUCCGAUGGGACCUGUGGAAGAUGAAGCCUUGUAGAUAGAAAAGCUUGGAUGUGAUUUGGACAUGAAUGUCAUUGGUUGAGGCUGACUUGGACCUGGACAGCAGGGUUUGAGGGUAACCUGGAAGGUAGGUUUUCGGGGGUGCUUCUCCUUGUCAGUAGGUCUUGGGGCGUAAAGUAGACCUGCUUGUGAAUUUGGCCUCCAAUCCAAGAAUUCAAUUUAGUAUUUGCUUGUGUUUUCAUGAUAUAUAGUUGUCUUGAGACUUUUACUUUUGGUUCAUUUUGAGCUGGGCACGGGUGGUCAUUGUGUGACCUGGGUAAUAAGCCAACGUGGUGUGGAGUUGGCUUUGUACCCAGACCUGAAUAGCCGUGUUUGAAGGUAACCUGAAAGGUAGGAUUUGAAGGUACUGUGAAAAGACUUUGGCCAGUAGGUCUUGGGGGUGAAGUGGACCUGCUCCUUGAUCUGACUCCUGAUCGAAGGAUCAAGAUUAUAAUUUGCCUGUCUUUAAAUGAUUGGAUUUUGUAGUGAUUUGGCCUUGGAUAUAGGAGCCUUGAGUUUUGUCUUCUGGUUCAUCUGUCUGACCCUGGAAAGGGGAGAUCAGGGAGCCUGGAGCAGGACUGACAACUCUGGAAGAGUCCUGGAGGCUGGUAGCAUGAUGUGUGCAUGACUUGGGUCCAGGAGAUGAGGGGUGAGAGGGUCCUAGGAGGCUUUCCUGGACCUCAGUGACCUGGCUCUUGGUUCGUUGUCCUCUGAUCGAGUUCACCUGGGAAGGACUGGUCAUUUCCCGAUCGGCCAUAAGUGGAAGGACUCAUAUGGGACACGGAGAAAAGCCUUGUAGAUAGAAAAGCUUGAAUAUGAUUUAUUGAGUUGGACAGCAUCGAUUAAGGAUGACGUGGACCUGGACAGCAAAGAUAUAGGGGUCUUCAGGUUCAUCUGGAGCUGGAUCUCUUUAUGGUGGAGUUUUGAAAGUAUUGGCCUUGGAUAAAAAGGUCUUGUCCUCUGGUUCAUCUGGAGCUGGGCAUAGGUUGUCAUUGCGUGACCAAGACUGAGGACUCGUAUAAGACCUAGGCAAAAAGUCUGCGUGGUGUGGAGUUGGACAGUGGCGGCUGCGGGUGACGUGGACCUGUAUAGCAGUAUUUUGGGGGGUGACCUGGAAAGUAGGAAUUGAACAUGCCAGGAACUGUGGCCAGUAAGUAGGCCUAACUUGGGCCUCUAGAAGGACCUGGGAUAGUUUUAAUUCCCAGAAUACAAUUAAGAAAUCCAGAUGUUGUCCUCCUCCAGCCUCAUGGUGUAUAUACCUGCAGCCUCCUUACGGAUUCCCUCCCUUGGUUCUGGACACAAGGCAUGGACUGCGGGAAGCCCAGACCUGUCUCCCGAUGCAUACACUGCAGCUGCUUCUUGCACUGAGGACAUGAAAACAGGGAGUUAACAAAUACAAUGGAUAAGGUGCACUAUGAGGUGGAGGACAUUGUCAAUAAGUUGGAAGAAAAAGGCCUGGGUGCCGGAAACUCCACAGAAGAGUAUUUGACCUUCUUGUGGAACCUUUACCAAGUAGCAGAAAGAAAUCUACUGGAUACAAAUAACAGUUUGGAGGCGCUGAAACGGCAACAGGCAGAAGAAAUGAAAGAGGUGGAGAGCUAUGUGGCCCAUAUCCGGAGCCUCACCGAGGAGAGGGAGGCCCUCACCACAGACUUUGAGAAGGAAAAUGUCCAUCUAAGGAUUGAACUUGAGAAGAUUCAGUUCCAACAAGAAUCGCAGUUGAAGGAAGUUGAAGAGAUGCUGGAUCAAGAAGGCUUGAGUGAGAUCUCCCAAAGCAGCCCCAGUGAGCAGGUGGCCUAUCUGCUGGUGGAAAGGGCCACACUUCUGGAAAAGCUGGAGGCCCUGGAGCUAAAGCUGGACUCCCGCUCAGAGAACCUGAGCAGUGAGAAGCGACAGGAUGAAUUGGAACAAAUUCAUCGGACAUUGGAGGAGGAACUCUAUCAGCAACAUGAAUCCAUGAGACGGACCAAGGAAAACCUGAACAAGGAGCCCCUGUCCUCAGUACAGAAACCCUGGAAGAAGUUGUUUGGGACACGUAAAAAUGACUGUUCAACAUUUGAUGAAGAGCUGGAAAAAGAGAAAAAAAUGAGGGAGUGCAUGGAAAGGGAUCUGAACGAAGCUGCCCAGAGGCUGACAAUGGCCCAUGACGAAAUCCGCAAGCUGACUGAUGAAUUGCUCAUUAAGAAAAAGGAAAUUAAUGAGCUUGAGCGUAUUGUGGACAAAAAGCAGCAAGAUGCAAACAUGCUUCAACAGGAACUUCAAACUCAGGAAGAGAGUGAUUCUGCCGAUUUGCAAAAAGCCAAAGAACAUAACCUUCGAUUAGAUAAGGAGAUUCUUGCCUUACGCCAACGAGUCAGAGCACUGGAUUCUGAAUGGAAGAAGCACAUAGAACAGAGUGAAAAGAAUGAUGGUGACUCCAUGUCUACACGUUUGAACCUGCAGGACAGUGAAGAACUUCAUAAAAAAUGUAGACUUGAGGUUGAAGAAAAGGAAUGUCGCAAUAAACAGCUCCUCCACAAACUGAAGAAGCUGCAGGCAGAGUAUGACGAUAUAGUGGAACGCAAUGAGGAGCUGGAAUCCAUUCUGGGAGAGUCUCAGAACCGAACAAAAGAACAAGUGGACUACUUGGAAUCGGAAAUAGCAGGGCUCCAGAGAACUAUUAUAAAUUUGGAGUCGGAGCUGACGGAACUCGCGGAGCAGCGUGAAGAUGAGGCCUGCUCUUCACACCGACCGAGCUCAGAUGUAAAAAAGCUGUCAGAGAUGGAGAAGGAACUGGCUGAACUAAAGCCAAUGCUGAAAGGUGUACAGGACCAACUGUUGAGAGCCGAGCGGGAGAAUAACAACCUGCGUUCAAAAAAUGAGCAGUUGGAAAAAGAAAAACGUUUUCAGGAUAAUAAGAUUUCCGAGCUGGUGGAGCAGUGUAAAAAGCUGAAAUUGGAAGUCGCUGAAAAUAAAUUGCACACCAAUAAGCACUUAGGAGAAGGGGGCAAGGAUCUGGAAACUGAAAAAUGGAGUGCCGCUUUGUCGGAGCACCAGAGGAAAUGUGAAACUCUCCAAAAACAAAUCCAGGAUGGACUAGAAGAGAAGCAACACCUAUGGGAAGAAAACUUGCAGCUCAGACAGGAAGUGACCAUUUGCAGGCAGGAUCUGCAGGCCAAGAGAGAAGAGAUUGCACGCCUAAGACAGGACCUUUUUAAUCUGCAGAAUCCCACACCCAGACCUCAGACAUGCGUAGAUGGGGCUGAGCAGACUGUUUCACAGAAUAAAGCUGGGGACGCUCUUAUCCAGCAGCAGUUCGAGGAAAUCCGCCAACUUCGCCAAGACCUCAACAGAGUGCACAACGUCUGCAGCUCGGCAGAAAAGGAACUGCGAUACGAAAGAGACAAAAACCUGGAGAUCAAGAAACAAAAUAACCUCCUGCAGAAGGAACACAUUAAGGUGAGUGAAGAAUUAAGCCACGUGAAACAGAAGUAUGCCUUUGUAACUGCUACACUCUCCAGCCUGGAAGGUGAACGGGAGCAGCAGCAGCAGAAGAUUAAGAUGAUGGAACUGGAGCUUAUGAAAAUGAGCCGCAAUUCUAAAGUUCAGAACAGCUGGCAGGAGAAACUGGAACAUGAAAAAUGCCGAGCGGUGGAUGCUGAAAAACUGGUCUUGGAUCUGCAGCAACAACUGCGAGCAACGCAGCACCAAAUUACACUCUUGGAAACCCAGAUAGCAGACAAGCGCCACCUGGAGGAAGAACUGAAAAAGACCAGAGAGAAGGAAUCCAAGGUGAAAAUGGAUUUACAGGAGGAACAACUUAAAAGGAAAGUCUUGGAUGAGAGUUUGGAGGUGUUGCAGCAAGAAAUUAAAACCCUUCAUGAGAAAGAGAUUUCAUUGACUGAGAGCAAUUGUGCCCUUCAGAUUAAACUGCACCAGCAUAAGUCAAUGCUGCAGCACCUGGAUGACGAGAGGAAGUCCGUCACUUCUGAGCGCACAAGUUGUGAGAGCACCAAUCAUAAGCUUCUGGAAAAACUGCAGGAUAUGCAGCAAGAGAAGGAGCAACUCCUGAAGGAAUAUGAUAUUCUCCUGAAACGGCUGGAUGAUUCCAUAAGGAAAUACAAUGAAUUUCAACUACGCCAUAAAGCCAAACUCAGCCGAGCCAAGGAAAUGUACCUAAACGAGCUGAACCAGAAGGACCAGCACAUUAAACAGCUGGAGCUGGAGCUCAGCGUGUCCAAGAGCCAAACAGAGAAGGAACAGCAGCUGAUAAACAGCAUCACCACACUGAAUGAGCGUUUACAUGAAGAGAAGAGACGGCUGCUUCUGGAGAUCGCCGAGCACGAAGCUUCAGUGAGCAACCUCAAGUGGAAGUGGCGCUCCUUAAUGAACAGGAGUCAGAUUCUAGAUCAUGAAAACCAGCAGCUGAGGGAAAGCGUACUUCAUCUUUAUAACCAGAUGCGCUCAAUAAAGCAAGUAUUAAAGAAACUGCAAGCCCUCAACCUUCCUGAUAUCGCAAUGAUGAUUCCAUCUGAGUGGCUAUUGAGAACGGAAGAAAUGAUAAACCUGCCAAAUGAAAGCUUUUCCGAUCUGGCACACCGGAGCUCUCCUGUGAUUAAAGUCACUGAAGAUGGAAAUAUGGAGCAAUCUCCAGAAAACUCUUUCCUCCUCCCAGUAUCCCGCUCUGAUACAUCGGAAGUCGGAUAUCUUAAUGUCCCUUCCCCCAAGGUCACCAUUGCAGCCUCGGAGGACUGUGGAGCACCAGAGCCAAGCAUUGACGAUGUAUAAAACUACUUGUAAUGUUCUACUAAGAGGAACUGAUUGAGACUGGUGAUAGUAAGAAUGACCACUAGGUAGAUCUUUCUGGAUUGACUUAGGUGCCUUCCCUUUUUAAAGUGUUCAGUUCAUGCUGCUAAUUGCACAGUGAGGAUGAGACGUCACAAAUGACUCUACCAUGUAAUCAUAAUAUGACUGCUAAUGUUUGUAUUUUUGUUAGUUUAUAAAACAUUUUUUAAUAAGA